CAAAAUCGUGCACACAUCCCAGGCAUUUCCACAAAAACGAAACCAGAAACACCAACAUUUGGUUGUGUUUGUUGCUGAUAUAUCUUAACUUUCUUAACUUUGUAAGAGAUCAUUAUGGAGGAUUCUGAAGAUUUGCAUGUCUGCUUAAAAUGCAAUGGGAAGAUACUCGGACUGGACAAGUACAUCGAGCACAGACGGACUAACUGUCAAGUCAAAGCCAAGGAAACAGAAACUCACCCAAGAAAUGAAACAAAUGCUACAUCUCCAGAAGACUCAUCCAUACAGCAGGGUGAAGAUGGCUCACCGGACAUCCAAACUGAAAAAUCUAAACAGAAAAGGAAGCGAGGUCGCCCAAGACGAAUCAUAAGGCAAAGUGAAGAUGAGCAGACCUCAAAGGAAAGUGAACGAGUAGAGAGAGAAAUCCAAGAAGCGUUGGAUUUGUCUUUGCUCUCUGAGAGCAACAAACAAGAAAAUGGCGAAACUUCGGACGCGGUUGUCACUCGUACUCGGAGGAACAAAAAGCCAAGGCGAAAAUUUGAGAAUUGCUUUGCUGAUGACCAUGAUGAUGAUGAAGAUGAUGAUGAUGACGAUGAUCAAACAUGGCAAAAAUCCAAAUUGGUCAAGGGGAGGAGCUCAGCGUCAACAGGAAAGUCUUCAAAAAAACGAGGAAGAGCAAAGAAACCCCUGCCUCCCGAGGAUGAACUAGCAAUUGAAAAGGCCCGUGCGGAAGACCGCUUUAUAUGUGAACUCUGCAAGUUUUCCAGUCUUAGCACAGCUUCACUACUGCAGCACCUUAAGACUACGAAGCACACGGAGCAUCUGGCAAAUGCUAAGGGGGACUCUGACGCCACGUUUGAGUGUAAUUCGUGCCCUUCAAUCUUCUUCACCGAAAGUGCUCUGACGCACCAUCAAAUACGACACCAGCAGCAAUGUAAGUGCAGCAAGUGCGGAGUGGAUUUUGAGACGCGAGCAGAAUUGGGGAAACAUCGCAGGAUAGAACAUGAUAAAGAAGUAAGAAAAACCAGCACUGACGUCUGUGACACAUGUGGAAAGGCAUUCUCCAGAGGCUACUUAAAGAUUCACAAAAGAAUCCACUCGGGUGAGAGACCCUUUGCUUGCGAUAUUUGCCCCUUCAAGACGAAUCAGAGGGGGGAUCUGCUGAUGCACAAGAAGAGACAUAUGGGCAUCAAGGACCGCAAAUGCCCCACUUGUGAUUUCAUCACCCUCAGGUCGUCAAUCUUGAAGAACCACAUAUUGACCCACACCAAAAGAGAGAAGACCGAGGAAUGCCCAACCUGCCUCUUGAAGUUCUACAACAAAAAUCUUCUGAGAUCCCACGUCUACAUGAAGCACGUUCUAGCGCGGGACCACUCGUGCACAGAGACGGGUUGCACAUACAAGUUCAAAUACAAGAUUGAACUUGUUGCGCACAUGCGAACACACUCUAAAGAAAAACCCUUCUUGUGUACUGUGUGUGGUUACUCCGGAUCCUCUAAGCAGGCUUUGACCAGACACUUCCGAAAGCACACCGGUGAUAAACCUUUCAAAUGUGACUUCCCUGACUGUUUCUACGAGGGUCGUGUCUCAACCCACCUUACUCGCCACAAACGGCUUCACACAGGCGAGAAACCAUACAAGUGCCCAUACUGUAACUACCGAGCCAACACCCAUGAGAAUGUCCGGAAGCAUAUCCGUAACACAAAGAAACACGCAGGACUCAGUGUCUACAUGUGCAAGUUUUGUAAAGACAUGCAGACUGACCGCUACCAGGAGCUCGUAGAUCAUGUACGGACAGCACAUGCCGAGCGCUACCUCACAUUUGACAAGGUUUCCCACCAAUCAGGCCUUCUUGCUGAUAAGGAGGAGGUUGCGACUGCAAUUGAAGAUGGCGAACAAGAACCUGUGCCAGACGGCCACCAAGGACCUGUACCAGAUCACCCACAAGGACCUGUGCCAGAGGACCACAAAGGACCUGAGCCUACAGUCAACCCUGGAAGAGGUAUAAACUGUGACCUACAGAUCAAUAUCCCUACCCAAGACAUCGAGUCCAACCUCCAGGUUGUUGUGCCGACCUCAACGGUUAACAACUCUGACCUGCAGGUAGCCGCUUCUUCGACCUCUGAAGUGACCUCUGACCUGCAGACAGCUGUGCCGACCUCUGAAAGUAGUAACAGGAAGUACAUCUUGGUGGUCCAGGAAGGAAAUGAAGAGCGCCCCCAGGAGGUUGGGGAUAGCACCAAGGAGGCAGACCAGGCAUCAGCAGGAGAAGAUGAAGAGCUGCAGGAGAUUCAGAUGGUUACUGUGGAAGGACAAGCAUCUCAGGCCCUUGAAAUGCUCUUGAGACAUGCCAAUGGAUCACAAGGUUCACAGGACUUUAUCAUCUAUUGAGAUGAGUUCAGCAGGCAAAGGGUUUGUUUUAAAGGCACUAGACAUGCUUGGUAAUUGUCAUAGACCAGUUUUUUCACUUUGUGUA
Asterias rubens (European starfish) is the source of this 2473-nucleotide messenger RNA. Its product is annotated as zinc finger protein 626-like. Bases 115 to 2388 code for a protein of 757 amino acids. Gene Ontology annotation, molecular function: DNA-binding transcription factor activity, RNA polymerase II-specific; RNA polymerase II transcription regulatory region sequence-specific DNA binding. The record is from RefSeq and is a predicted model, not a curated record. The transcript has 3 exons. Gene Ontology annotation, biological process: regulation of transcription by RNA polymerase II. Lineage: Eukaryota; Metazoa; Echinodermata; Asteroidea; Forcipulatida; Asteriidae. Gene Ontology annotation, cellular component: nucleus.